Molecule: messenger RNA, 442 nt
Organism: Dichomitus squalens LYAD-421 SS1
Lineage: Eukaryota; Fungi; Basidiomycota; Agaricomycetes; Polyporales; Polyporaceae
Exons: 7
Coding region: 43-267 (74 amino acids)
Source: RefSeq, a predicted model, not a curated record
CUAUAUUACUUGUCCUAUCUAGUCCAAGGAGCGUUUUCAGCCAUGCGAGUUCAUGCCCUCCGAAGAAGCCUGCUUCUCGGCUCUGCGACCUUCAUUUUGUCCAUAGCGCCUACCGUUGUCGGCUUUGUUGUAUUUGGGUACGGACUAACAGGCAGGAACGUCUUUCCUGUUGGAUGCACUUCAUUGGAUAAUGAGCCCACCGAUCUUGUGAAGAAGUCUUGCUUAUGGCAGACUGCAUUGCCAUCGGUGCAACGUGGUACACACUAGCUAGAUCUCAUGGCAUUCGCCAAGCAGGGAUGAUCAAGGAGUCUAUCUCGAGUGUUCUUUUGAAUGAUGGCACAAUCUAUUUUCUUAUACUCGCUAUCCUGAACACUCUGCACUUGACGUUCACUUAUCUUUCAAUUGCUGAGCCCGCGAUGCAAAUAACUAGCGUCAUAACCAA